AUGGCUCUUUUGCAAGAGCUGGACGUUCUUUGCACACUUUACGUCGCUGCGCAAGCAAAAUACGCGACAACAGACAACCAAAUCAAGAGAGGCAACAGUGAAGGCCGUGUAGAGUUAGGCGACAGCAAGUUCCAAGUAGGCCGGUUCGUGUUGGACAGUGAGGAAUCUAAGGCAAUAGGCCGCAUUAUCGUAAAGCAGGGGUUGGAUCAUCUCCAGAAGAAGCUACUCAUAGUGCAAGCUGAGCAAAAGCGGGUCAACUCUGGCUCCAUGAACGACGAGAUCGGGGAGAAGAAGAUGAAAGCAAUAGCUAAAGAAUCUUUCUCGCAGCCACUCGCACUUCAAAUCUUCUUCCAAGUCACUACCGCCACGAAAGCUCUUGAACGUCUUGGUGGUAUGAAAGUACCCACGUUCGGGUUCGACGCGGUCUCUUUCCAAGAUCUAUACAAACAGAUUGAGCAGGCUUUGGAAUGCUUCGAGAAGGCGCAACCCGAGGCGUUCGCUGGGAAAGAGGACAUGCCCAUCACGAUCGACGUGCCUAACAUGUGGCAUUUCGAAUUGAACGGCUUGACUUACUUGCAAGAGUUUGUUCUACCGAACUUGUAA
This is a messenger RNA of Alternaria ethzedia, 603 nucleotides long. RefSeq lists its product as uncharacterized. The record is from RefSeq and is a predicted model, not a curated record. Bases 1 to 603 code for a protein of 200 amino acids. NCBI's taxonomy places the organism in Eukaryota, Fungi, Ascomycota, Dothideomycetes, Pleosporales, Pleosporaceae. The transcript is spliced from 2 exons.